AUGGCGCAGGCGACCCCGCCGGAGGGGCCGUGCCCCCCAGCCCCGGGCUCAGGGCAGCCCCGCUCCCCUCCUGCCCCCCAGCAGUCAGAGUUCGUGCGUUUCGCCGAGGUCUUUCCCCUGAAGGAUUUCGGGUUCGCGCCGGAGCCGGGGCGGUACCUGGAGGCGGUGGGCUGGGUGGAGGUGGUGGCUGGGCUGCUGCUGGCCCUGGGACCCCAGCUCCUGCAGGAGAUCAGCAACUUCAUCCUCAGCAUCAUCAUGAUCGGUGCCAUCUACACGCUGCUGGCGCUGCGGGAGCCCCUGGCCAUGUGCGCCCCCGCCACCCUCUGCCUCGGCCUCCUCCUGCUGCUCAACAUCCGUGGGCACGCCGACCCCCCCAGGCCCAAGUUGGAGUGAGCGGAGGCGGCGGGACGGGGGGCUGGGCCAGGGGGAAGCGAUGCCCUGUGAUAUUUUGGUGGAUGGCAUGGCGUCCUGCCCGGUGACGUGCCACCGCUGCACGGGGUGUCCUCUCCCGCCUCUCUGGGGACCCUGGUGCCGGUUGUCCCCACACUGUGGGACCCUGGUGCCGGUUGUCCCCACACUAUGGGACCCUGGUGCCAGUUCCCCCCGUGCUGGAGCUGUGGGGAGGGGUGGCCGUGGCACCACCGUGGCUCUGCCACCACCGUUGCUCAACUCACACGAGGUUUCCGGCUCUUCCCGGCGUUCGGCCGCGCCAGGCUGGGGUUGGCUCUGCUUUUCUGGGGGCUUUCGUAUUUUGGAAUAAAGCCUCUUGUUUUUCACA
This is a messenger RNA of Calidris pugnax (ruff), 778 nucleotides long. RefSeq names its product ZMYM6 neighbor (gene TMEM35B). The coding region runs from base 1 to 393 and encodes 130 amino acids. Lineage: Eukaryota; Metazoa; Chordata; Aves; Charadriiformes; Scolopacidae. The record is from RefSeq and is a predicted model, not a curated record. The transcript is spliced from 3 exons.